Molecule: messenger RNA, 363 nt
Organism: Cucumis melo (muskmelon)
Lineage: Eukaryota; Viridiplantae; Streptophyta; Magnoliopsida; Cucurbitales; Cucurbitaceae
Exons: 1
Coding region: 1-363 (120 amino acids)
Source: RefSeq, a predicted model, not a curated record
AUGUAUAAAGGAAUGAGCAGAAGCAGAAGCUUCAGUGAGAAAAUGGGUGGUGCUGUUGCUCCACUUGCAAUUGGCACACGAGGCACUGUGGGGUCGCUGGUGAUGAAGGAGAUUGAGUACUUUACCAACCUUGAGCUCGAACGCCAUGGCAGUUCUCACACUAUCCGUGGAAAUGCUUUGAGGAGAAGUGAUUCUAAAGGAAGCUUUUGGCUUUUGUCAUUGACUUGGAAGUGGAAGAAGAGAAAAAACAACAAUGGGAUUCUCCCUAACAUUUCCUCUGCUGUUGAAUUCUCAAAAAGCAAUCGCUUUAAUGGGAUUCCUGGUUUUGGUUACAGGAUUCUCAAAGAUGACUUUCCCAUUUGA